Molecule: messenger RNA, 4954 nt
Organism: Dromiciops gliroides (monito del monte)
Lineage: Eukaryota; Metazoa; Chordata; Mammalia; Microbiotheria; Microbiotheriidae
Gene: DPH3
Product: diphthamide biosynthesis 3
Exons: 3
Coding region: 119-367 (82 amino acids)
Biological process (GO): protein histidyl modification to diphthamide
Molecular function (GO): metal ion binding
Source: RefSeq, a predicted model, not a curated record
UGCGCCUGCGCUCCAGGCUUCGUGCCGGGCUGGAGCGGCCGGAAACUAAGGUCGCUGGAGUGGGGUUCUGGAGAUUGGGCUGGCCGGUGGCCUUAGCGGGCUGGUUCCCGAGCUGACGAUGUCGGUGUUUCACGACGAGGUGGAGAUCGAAGACUUCGAGUACGAGGAGGAAACGGAGACGUAUUUUUAUCCCUGUCCUUGUGGGGAUAACUUCGUCAUCACCAAGGAGGAUUUGGAGAACGGGGAAGAGGUGGCCACCUGUCCCAGCUGCUCCCUGGUAAUCAAGGUGAUCUAUGACCGAGAUCAAUUUAUGUGUGGGGAAACAGUCUCUGUACCUUCGACCAGCAAAGAGUUAGUUAAAUGCUGAAGAAAGCUUUGAAAGCCUAAUUUAUACCAAAUAACCAAAGGAUGUGCCCAGGUGGAUAUUAAAUGUGAAACUGAGAACUUCUGAAUAACAAGAGGGCCUUUUUGUUUUUGCUUGCUUGCAGUGUAUUGCAAAGCAUAGCUUCUUUACAUCCAUCGCCACAUUAAUCUUGAAAAUAAAAAGCUGAAUUGACAGAGGGGACAAGCCUAGAUUUUUAUAAUUGAACUUGAGUCUUAAUUUCAGUCAUAUUUCUUCAUUUUUCAGAAUUCAGAAGAAGAAUUUCAAAGCAGCAAAUGAUCUUAUAGUGUAAUCAUUUAUAUGCCAAAACCUAUUAACUUUAUUUAUUCUUUCCAAAGUAUUACCUACCUCUGUAAUCAGUAGUUGUCACUGUUACUUGUUUUAUUGGCUUCACCAGUAGAAACUUUGUCAGUACCUGAAUUGUAAUAGUGCUGGGUGUGUACAUUGUCAUCUUGUUUUCUGUCAUAUCCUAACUUCAUUAAGUAAAAGCAAUGGAUAUGAAGAGGAAAAUAAGUGACCUCUAUCCUCAGAGGAUAAAAGUCUUCUGUGUCUUAGAUACUAGAAACAAGACUCAAUGUGAAAUCGCCAGAGACCUUGGCAUCCUCAUGUCAUGUUUUCUCAAAACCAAGAGGAGCAUUAAAAGGCAGGCAUUAGGGCUUGACGAUAAGAAUAAAGUGGUGACCAAAGGGAAGAAAAUGAAAGGCGCAGCCCCUGUGGAGUCAGGAAGCGAGCCAGUCGAUUAUUCCAAACCCGAGCCGAUGGUGUCCCUCUGUCUGAUCAUUUUCUAAAAGUCAAGACCAAUGUAAUUGUGCCCAGGAAGGUGGCUUUGUGUAUUUUGGUGCCAUUACAACAUUGUGUCCAGUGCAUGUAAAAAAGGUGAAGCAUCUCCAUUAACCAUACCCAUUACUGAAGAUCAUCUUUACAAUGUGAGUGAGGCCCAUUCUGGAUGACAGCACUAGUAAGGACACGUUCCAGGCAGGUGCCGUUCAUGUGAUUUACAGCCCAGGCAGAGCCUAGUAGCCCUAAGAGAGGAAGCUCGCUGUGGAGGGAGGGGAGAUAAGACAUGUGGGCAGUCUGCUGCAGUGAUGGUAGUAGUGAGAAGUCAGAGCCAUUUGUGGGGAAACUAGAAAAUGCACAGCUCCUGAAAGGCGUGAGUCAUCUUCCCUGUGAAUACUAAGUUAGCAAACAUGCAUUGAUGACUAAAAAGUUAUUUUGGUAUUGACUUCUGCAAUUAGAAAAAGUGGCUUGCCAGAGUAGACGUUUUGUUGCUGUUUGACGUGCUGCGUAUACCCCUAUUUAAAUGAAAACAUGUGCACGUUUCCUUUUCUGCCUGCCAGUCCUACAAGGUACAUGAAGUUAUAGGCCAAGGGAUAGUGGACUAAAGGUUGAGUAUCUGAAGCACUUAGUACAUGGAGUGCAAAGGAAUGUAGCUGUUCUAGAAAUAUGCAACUGGCAUUUGAUGUAAUGAGGAGCCCCCUUACUGCAUGGGACACAGUCUCGGGCUUGGACAGAAGGAGCGUCCACACUGACUCAGGCUAGAAUCAGCUACAAAGGGAUGGAUUAUCCAGGCGCCGGUGAUGUUUUUGUCAGUGUUGGGCACCUCUGCUAGUUGCUGUUUUCAACAACAGACACAUUGAAUGUGAAAUUUGUCACGUGUAUAAAGGAAGAAGAGAAAGAAGCUGCUUGAGCCCAUGAAUCCUGCAAGAAGAAACUCUGGGACAAUAGGAACAAUUACUGAAUCUGUGAUACAUCACAGUGCCCUCAGUGACUCUGGCCACAGCGUCAGUCAGGACUGACUGAGUAUGUUUGAGGGUCUGAACCACAGGGAAAAGUCCCUGUUCAGGGUUGUGUUUCUGACAUGUAACCAAGUUUCCAGUCACCUAAUAAUGAAUAACUCAUGCCCGUUCAUUUCUUCUUUUGACUUCUUCUGGUAGGCCCCUUGCAGCUCUUGAGCAGUAGCCAAGCUGCUGAGAGCCCAAGGGGAAUCACUGUACAGGCUUAGCUCUGCUCCCUGGCGCUUUGUGUGACCUGGAGCAUUUCUGAAGUGGGGAGUGUGCAGACCAGAUUAUCAAAGCUGGCUGGGGCCUGAAUAAGGUGAGGCCCAGGAUGAGGGUGCUCCCAUUAGGCCAUUGUGCAUCCAGAUUGGUGUGGUGGUGUGGCAGCUCCAAAGAUGGCCUUUCUCUUUUUUUGUGCAGAAAAAUGUCCCAUCUCUGGCAUGAGACAAGGCUGCAUCCUCCUUCCCAUAGUUUCCAGGAUGGUUAUUAGUGGGGAAGAAGAUGUUAUCUGUUGCCUCUGCUUUUUCCCUAUGGGUUCUUUGAGUUCUAUAAUUGGUCAAAAGGAAUAAGGAUAGUGGAGUUGGAAUAGUCUCCCCCUAACAAAGGGGAUAUUAUGGUGGAUCUUAACCUGUGAUUUCAGAUGCUAUGGGGUCAUUUGGGCUGAGGUGGACACUUCCUGCAGAGUUAUAGUUGGAGGGACCUUUUUGACUUGGUUUAGAGGUCAAAACAAAAGGUGAGAAGCAAUGACAAGGUCCGUCCAGAAUAGUAGAUGAUAUGGGCUUGUGUCGUUCCUUAUGAGAUCUGCCUGUGAAUGGCCUGGCAGUUACUAGAAGGACAGCUUUGGGCAGUGAGGAUCAAAGGCCCUCUGAUGGAUGUACUUAAAGCUUUUUCCCUUAGGUUUACACAAGGGAAAUCUGUGCUACUUUAUAUUCUGUAGGGGAGGAGAAAGGGGACUCCUCAUAUACUAUGACCCUAACAAGGGGUGGGGGGUGGGUGGUGGGUGGCAAGGCCUAAAUUAUGAAUAUAGCUGUGUAUAAAGGUGUAUAUGCAUAUAUAUUCUAUAGGAGGCAAUACCAAUUCAUCUACAUUCCCCAGAGGAAUGGCAGUUACAAAAUUCUUAAACAUCUUUAUAGAUACCCUAAGAAAGGUAAUAAAAACCACAGAAUAAAUACUUUGAAAUGAAUCACAGCAGACAUGGUUUAAUGGGCCCUGGAACACAGACCCAGGAGCCUGGUGGGCAUGGCAGAGACUGCAGAAGGGCAAAUGGCUUCCAGGGUCUGAAUUCUGGAGAGGUUUCCUGGGGUCAUUUCUAAGUGGCUGUUGGGUUUCUUCUCGUUUGAGAGCAAAGCCGGAACAGGACCGUUCAGUGACAUGGACUUUGGGAUUUAUUUCACAGGCACUGUAGUAACCGUAAGAACUCACAUUGUGUAACAUUGGAUAGUUUGCAAAGCAGUUUCCUCAACAUUUUCUUAAUAGUGUUGCUGAUGUGUUUUAUUCUUCUGUACCUGUGUCAAUAUGAGCAUCUUUGUAAAGAUAAGUGUAAGUAGACUUAGAAAUUGUAAAUCUCCAAAACAAGGUCAGAGUACUCUGCGCUUUCUAAACAGGGAUUUGGGAAAGGGCGUGGCAGUACACCAUCCAACUAAGAGACCUGGAUUUUUGUUCUAGCUUUGUGAUUAAUUGUGUGGCAUUUGGGCAGAUUUAAACCCCAUCUAAGCCUCAGACUUCUCAUCUGUGAAGUGAGCGGGUUCAUUUAGAUGCCUUCCAGAAUCCCAGCCAGGUUGUAACAAACAAUCCUUGAUUCUAUGAGUACAAAUUUAAGAUGAACAGCAUUAAUUUGUUACUCCAAACCAAACUAAACUCAAAUAUUCAUGUUCUCUUUCUUGGCAAAUUCUGCUUAUUUUCUGAAAGUGGUUUGGUUUGAGAAAUUCAAUUUUUAAAAAUUCCUUAAGUCAUUUCAGUUAACAUAAUGGAAAGUACUCAGUGACUGAGGAUGCUAGUCUCAGCAGCCAUGGAGAUAACCCCAUGACUCACAGCAUCCAGGUGAGACUGAGGAAAUUUACCCAGAAGUCUGAUUUCUUUGACCACCUUAUAAACCGAUGGGGUUUUGUUAUCCUUCUGUUCUCUGUGCCCCUGCCCAGAAGAGUAGUCUUUACUGCUCUUCAGGAAAUACUGCUUUUGCAGCUGAACUCAGUGUUCUGUGUUGUUUUUUAAAAGUUAAAUUGGAUCAGUCUCAAUAAUAACUGGCAUUUAUGCAGCACUUUAAGGUGUGGCGUAGCGUACAAAGAGCUGGCUUUGGAGAUGGGGUGAUCUGGGUUCAAGUCUCUGACACCAGUUGUGUGGCUUUGGCAAUGCCCAAGCCAAUUCCACUUUGUAAAAUAGUGGCAACUCCUCAUUGGGAGAGAAUAUGGACUUGAGUUCUGUUUGUGCUUCUUGAAUUGAGUCAUACCUAUUCACAUGGAAUCUAAUUGAGUGUCAGAAUGUUCUUUUGAAUGGAAUGAAAGUGCUUAAUGCGUCAUGUAUCAUUUUUCUUUUUAGAGUUGAAUCUUUUCAUCAACACUCAAGAUAAUCAGUACAAAUUUAAAAUGUUGUGUAUUGUAAGACCAGCUGAUGACUAUCUCCCUGUAAUUGCCUCCGUUAGGCCACUGGUCUGUUGGGUCCCUCGUAUAUGUGGUUACAUGGUGCCAGUGCUUUUCUCACUAUGACUUAACCUGUAAAACAGUUGUUAUCAUUGUCUCCACUCCAAUAUUAUACAAGACCGUAUUGUGCAAUAAAAGUGUGUGUGUCUAAAUGCAAAACA